CGAGGAUCUAACCACAGUUCACCCUCGUCCUCCAAAAGUUAGGAUUCUCUACCGGUACCUGAGUUUUAGGUUUCGUUCGAGUUCCGUUAGUGGUUUCCGUUUUCUACCAUGAAAGUUACACUUAUGUGCGUUUUCACGCUUUGCGUGCUAGUGGGAUUAGUUUCCUUGAGAGCCGCUCCAACCCAGGAGGUAGGAGGAGGUUACGGCUCUUCAAACUCUGGCAGUCAGAGUAAAUCCGGAAGUGGAAGCAAGGGCUCCACCAGCUCUUCAGGAUCCGGAAGUCAAAGCGGAUCAGGAAGUGGAGGCAAAGGUGGAUACAGCUCGUCAGGAUCCGGAAGUCACAGCGCAGCCGAAACUGACGGCAAAGGCUCGACUAGCAGCUCAGGAUCCGGAAGUCACAGCGCAGCCGAAACUGACGGCAAAGGCUCGACUAGCAGCUCAGGAUCCGGAAGUCAUAGCACAACCGAAACUGACGGCUCCACCAGCUCUUCAGGAUCCGGAAGUCAAAGUACUUCCGGAAGCGGAAGUGGUGGCUCUACUAGUGGCUCAGGAGCAGGUAGUUACAGCAAAUCUGGGAGUGGAAACGAAGGCAGCAGUGCAAGCGGUUUCAGCGGCGCCGGAAAUUACGGACAAGGUGGAUGGGGUGGUUCUGGCUCAAACAUUGAGACCAACGCUGCUACACAAGGCUCUAAGUUUGGAUCCUCUUUCGGCGAAAAUUCAGGAGUAAACGGUGGAUCUUUCAAUCUCAACCAAGGCAAAUUCGGACCUUCCAUCUCGGCCAACAAGUUCACUGCAUCCUCCUCAAAGACCGGAAGUACUUUCGGUGAAUCCUUCGGUACCCAGUCUUCAUCUAAGGGAUCCUCCUUCAAUUUCGGUGGACCGAACAGAUUAUUUGCGGCGGCCGGCAGUUCUGCCGCUGCUGGUACUGGCAAUGGGAACUCUGGUGGCUACUACUAAGUUCGAAAGCUCUCAAACUAGGGCAAUGAUUCUAGGUUGUGGCCCUUGAAAGCAUCUUAAAUUCAUUCAAGUUUAAAUUUCAUAUAAAAUAUGCUUUAUUCUCAUUAAAAAUAACCAAAAAUACACGAUUUCAAAGCAAGCAA
Molecule: messenger RNA, 1100 nt
Organism: Bemisia tabaci
Lineage: Eukaryota; Metazoa; Arthropoda; Insecta; Hemiptera; Aleyrodidae
Source: RefSeq, a predicted model, not a curated record